UUGUCUGUGGGGGAUAUUCGGAGGAAAGACUGAGUGAGCGAGAGAGUAACCGCAACCCCAACCCCCUCCUUACCCCAUCUACCACAUGACUCUACUCCACGCGGGCUAAAAAGAGCAGACAGAAGCUCAGACUGUCAGCAGAGUAGAGAUGAGCAGGACUGAACUUCACAGCUAGGUCUCUAUCACCACACAGGAAACUGGCAUUGCUAUUGGCACUUUCUUUACUUCAUCUACCCAGGGAGUUCCAGAAGGCUGCAGAAGAGAGAGCAUCACAUGGUGAACAGGGGCAGUAGAACACAAACCCACCCCCAGGCCUAAAUCCAUCCGAAUCAGCAUCUUGCCUCUGGACUUUGGCCUCAAUCUCUUCCUAAAGCAGGCGCCUUUUUUAACCAGGUCAUCCCAAACCACCACAUUAAAGACCUGACAGCACAAGGCUGCUGGAGCAAAAAGAAGCCGCGCUCCAGUUGAUCCAUCUGGAUCCCGUGACCACCUCCAUCACACCCACCAGGAGUCUGCUAGUGGCACCUCAUUGCACCUGACAGUCGGCGACUGACACUGUGCGCUGCAGCUCAUUGGUGUGUGUGUUUUUGUGCCGUUUUCCCUCUGGCUGACCCCCUGUGGCGUGUGAAGCCGUCCCCUGUCCGUCCGUGGCCAUGGUGCUGUGUGAGGAGCGCGAGUGCAGCGUGUGCUACCGGCCGUACGCGCGCACCGGCCGCGUCCCCCGGGUGCUGCACUGCCGCCACACCUUCUGCGCCGUGUGCCUGGAGGCCAUGGCCGUGGCCAAGAGCGGCCUGCUGACCGUGCGCUGCCCGCUCUGCCGCCAGAUGACCUGCGUGGGCGGCGGCAGCAAGCUGCACGAGGCGCUGUGGGUCAACAGCCGCGUGUGGGACCAGAUCCCCGACUUUGCCGUCGAGGAGGAGGACGAGGAGGAGGAGGAGGAGGACGAGGAGCGGGGGGGACAGCGAGAGGAGGUGGUGUUGGAAGCAGAGGAAGAUGCGGAAGACGGGAUCAGAGAAGAAGAGGAGGAGGAGGAGGAGGAGAGAGCAGAGGGAGCGUCUGCUCCAGCACAAUGCCCCGUCUCAAAGCACUACCGGCCCCGUAUCAGACUGCCCUCAUUCCUGAGGAAGCUGAGCUUCGCGAGGCAGCCCCAAGAGAGGAUCAUGCCUGGCUCCAAUGUUGAGAUGAAGUCAUGGCGGAGGCUUGCGACAGCUGAUAUGAUUUAAAGCUAGGAGAAAAGAGGACGUGACCAACGGCUCUCCCGGAUAGCGGAACUGUCAAUCACCACGAGCUGUGUUGUGGCUAUUUGUUUUCCCAACAGUCAUCAAAAAAAGACUGCCAGCCGCCGGAUUAUCUGAGGGAUCGGGAGCCAGGUCAAACCUUGUACAAACAUUUAGAGUGGCUCAGACAGACUUGCACGUGUCUGCAAGACUUUGUGUGUGUGUGUGUAUGUGUGUGUGUGUGUGUGUGUGUGUGUGUGUGUGUGAGUGAGUGAGUGAGUUUGUUGUGGGUUUCUCUGUGAUGGGGAGAUGCAUCAUUGAAUACCGCUUGCACCCAUUAUCUGUGCAGGGGACUCUUUCAUUAGGUAUUCCACCCCUAAUCCACGACAGCUGCUGCAGUGGGAUUGAGAUCAGCUGUCCCAACAGACUGGGCAAGAGAACAGAGAGAGCUAGACAGACAGAGAGAUGGAGAGAGAGAGAGAGUGUGAUAUUUAGAUGGGGGGUAAAGAGAGAGAGUGAGACGGUAUCCUGGACUCAGUGCUGACUGUCCUUGACAGAUGGCUUCUAAGCAAACGGUCAUCCCCCCCAACCCCUUUAACCUUCUUUGCCUGGCAGGGUCAAACCCCAGGAGGCUGAGCCUUUAACUUAUUGUAAGCUUUUGUAUUUAUCAUGAUAAAUUAUUUUAAAUAAAAAAAUCAAAAUGUUGAAA
Molecule: messenger RNA, 1926 nt
Organism: Sardina pilchardus (European sardine)
Lineage: Eukaryota; Metazoa; Chordata; Actinopteri; Clupeiformes; Clupeidae
Exons: 4
Coding region: 654-1223 (189 amino acids)
Biological process (GO): protein ubiquitination
Molecular function (GO): ubiquitin protein ligase activity
Source: RefSeq, a predicted model, not a curated record